Aspergillus fumigatus Af293 is the source of this 537-nucleotide messenger RNA. Lineage: Eukaryota; Fungi; Ascomycota; Eurotiomycetes; Eurotiales; Aspergillaceae. The record is from RefSeq and is a predicted model, not a curated record.
AUGGCUACUUCCAAAUACCGCACCACGCAGUACACGUCUGAGGAAUUUGUUGAAAGCAGCGGUGCUAUUCUAUUUGACCUGUCAAAUGAGACGCAGCGCGUCUGCUUGAUUCACUACAAUGUAAAGAACGAAUGGCUUCUAGCAAAAGGUCGACGAAAUUGUGGCGAAUCUCGACUUGAGGCUGCUUUGAGAGAAGUGGAGGAGGAAACUGGCUAUAAAUGCCACGCUCAUCCUGUUACGAUGUCGACUCGUGCACCCCAAAAAACAGAAGCGGAUAAUGUUCCAGACCAAGCUCGGUCGUACCCCGGUCUGAGUGAGCCUUUCAUGCUCACCAUUCGCGAGCUAAAUAAGGAAGGCGCAAAAUUAAUUUGGUGGUACAUCGCUGCAAUAGAUGGGGACCUAAGUGGCAGCACACCAUCCGCAGACUGCGAUUUCAGAGCUGAGUUUUUUACAUACGACGAAGCUUUGCAAAGGUUGACAUUUCAAGAAGACCGCGACAUCUUGGCAAGGGCAAUCACUUUAGUGAGAGGUUCAUGA